Molecule: messenger RNA, 1347 nt
Organism: Symbiodinium necroappetens
Lineage: Eukaryota; Dinophyceae; Suessiales; Symbiodiniaceae
Source: the annotation of a GenBank genome assembly
AUGCUUUGCACAGCAGCGUGGUUGUCCAGCCUGGUUGUCAACGAGGUUUGGAUCCACCGGCAGCUUCUGCCGCUGGCACUGGCACAGAUGAUGCUUGUAGUGGACCAGAAGCUGCUGCCAGCCAACAUGACUGCAGUGGCAAAAGAGUUUGGCUUCAACGAUGCAGAGAAGGAUGAGAAGCUUGGAGGAGUGGUCAGCAUGGUAUUUUUCACCUUCGGUUCUCUGUUCUCCCUGCUGGUUGGCUGCCUUGCAGACAUUAUGAACAGGCGGACUAUCGUUUUCUGGUGCAUGCUGGUGGGGUCCUCGGCCACCUUCGCUAACUCACAGGUCCACAGCUUCUGGGCUUUGCUCUGUUGCCGAGGCGUGGUUGGUGCUGCGAUGGGUGGACUCAUCCCAGGCAUCUUUGCCGUGAUCGGGGACAUGUACUCACCUGAGGUUCGGCCUCACGCUAUAGGCAUUGUUGCCAUCACUGUGAGCCUUGGCUCCUCCGUGGGUCAAGCACUGGCUGGUUAUCUAGGAUCCGAGAUGGGGUGGCGGUCACCAUUCGCUGUGUUGGGUGCCCUUGGCUGGGGCGUUGCGCUGCUGCUAUUCAUCAAUCGGGAGGAGCCUGGUGCACAGCCAAGUCUUUUGAACCCUGAGUGUGGUGCCGAGCAUUCCCAGGCCGCUGUCUCCCGCACCACUCGAGACUGCCGAACUGACACUCUGAACUGGACAGUGUUAUGCCUUUGUACGCAGGGCAUCAUGGGCUGCGUACCCUGGGCAGUCAUUGGUGCUUUCAUGCCAGACUAUUUGGCCACCAACGCCCACAUGGGUGUGCGUGGUGCCACCAGUGUAGUCUUCAGCUUCGGAGUGGGCUGCACUUUAGGCACGAUCACCGGCGGCAAACUGGGCCAGUACCUGUACGAGAAGGACAAGCGCCUGCAGGGAUGGCUUAUGGGCGUCACAGUUUGGGGAGGCAUGCUGCUCAUGUUCUGCGUCUUUGCUUGCAGCGAGAUCCCCCGCUUGGUUUUCCACCUGCUUGCAUUCUUUGGUGGCUUUCUCGCUUCAAUGACAAAUCCGAACGCGAAGGCCAUGCUUCUGAACGUUGUGGAUACCAAAUAUCGUGGUACUAUCUUCGGAGUCUUCAACAUCACGGAUGACGUGGGGAAGGCUCUUGGACCAGCGCUCGUCUCCAGCUUCAGGCGUGUGCUCGGACGCCAGGGUUCUUUCCUGCUGGGCAUCACCUUCUGGCUGCCCAGCGGCCUCUUUUGUGUCCUCACUGCUUUGACUGUCGUGCGCGAUGACAUAUCCAGUCGGGAAGAAGCUGGUCGGGAACGUUGCCUGCGAGACACCAAUGAAGGAUCCUAA